Microcebus murinus (gray mouse lemur) is the source of this 4640-nucleotide messenger RNA. The record is from RefSeq and is a predicted model, not a curated record. NCBI's taxonomy places the organism in Eukaryota, Metazoa, Chordata, Mammalia, Primates, Cheirogaleidae.
AUAUUUAAUGAUUUUUAUGCUGUGUCUGGUCUGCUAUUAUCCCUUCAAGUUAUUCUUCAUUUAUAUUAUGUUUUCCAUUUCUAGUAUUUCUAUUUGAUUCUUUUUACAGUUUCCAUCUCUCUUCUGAAAUUUCCCAACUGUUUGUGCAUGUUAUUCACCUUUUCAACAGAACUUCUAGUAUUUUAUUCAUAGUUAUUGAAAAUUGUUUAGCUGAAAGUCCAAACAGCUAGGCCAUCUCUGGGCCUGGUUUUAUUGAUGCUUUUAUGUCUCGAGGUGGAUCAUUUUUUUGUCUUGCUGUUUUCUGUGCCUUAGCUCUCACCCUGCUUUACAAGCCUGUGUCACGGGGAUGUCUCUUUGCAUGAUUGUUGCUUGUUACUCAUUGCAGUGCCUAUAGUAUAGUGAGAGGAGGGGUAAUUUCUUAAUACUCCUGUUUUAGUCCCAGCCUUACAGACUUUGUGGGCCUGAGUUUCGGGGGCAGAACUUUCUGAGUAUUCCUUUUCUUCCUCCAGUGGCAGACAAUCUCACCUUUCUACUCACAGUCCAUGUUUAUAUCAGAGGCAAUUUCCCUUUCUCUACCUUCAUGGCAGCUUAACGCUGCCUUGCAUUGGGGAGUGGUCUUCUACAUAAGUGAGUUUCCUCUCAGCAUCAGUAGACUUGCUUUAUUGUGAUUACAGCAUUUGGGCAUGAACAGGUUGUCUGCUCCUCUUCUAGUGCCAUGUGCGUUUGAUGUAGUAUCAGCGUAGGAUGAGGGAUAGGUUUUCUAUCCCUCUUUUAGUGGUGGGCAACUUUUGCUUGGGAAAUUUCUUGUCUCUCCCCUGUCCCCCAGGGACAGAUGUUCAUUCCUGCCAAAUGAGGGUCAAGUUCUGAGUUUACUUAAGGUUUUGUUCCUCCCUAAGGGGCUUUUGCUCCAUAACAGAGUAAAUUUUGGGGGUUGCAGACAGGGUUGUGCUUGUCUUCCAGAUGCAGUCAGUCGCAAGGUUGUACUCAUGCAAGGCCUCAAGCACAAAUGGGCUUCCAAGCUGAUGGCGUCUGUGUCUUUAAAUGCUUACUCAACAGAGACACUGAAUGUUGCCGUGUUGGGAAGGAGUCCAUCUUGAUUACUCUGGGAUGCAACAGUGUUUUGAUGAAGUUCGAGUCUCAUGCUGAAUUCAGUGCAUUUUCAAAUACCUUGAAAAGAUGCCGGAAUCAGAAAAAGGAGCACUCAGUGUUCAGCCAGCAGACAGAAGAAGCAUCUGCUACACAAUACUUCCAGUUUUAUGGCUCCAUUUCCCAGCAGCAGAACAUGAUGCAAGAUUUUGUGAGGAUAGCCACGUACCACAGAGCCAUCCUCCAGAACCACGCUGACUUUAAAGACAAGGUUGUGCUAGAUGUUGGUUGCGGAUCAGGAAUUCUGUCAUUUUUUGCUGUACAGGCUGGAGCUAGGAAAGUUUAUGUGGUUGAAGCCAGUUCCAUAGCACAAUAUACUGAGGUGCUAGUGAAAAAUAACCACCUUUCAGACAAGAUCAUCGUUUUGCCAGGAAAAAUUGAAGAAAUCUCACUUCCUGAGGCUGUAGACGUGAUCGUUUCCGAACCAAUGGGAUACAUGCUGUUCAAUGAAAGGAUGCUAGAGAGUUACCUUCAUUCUAAAAAAUGGCUAAAAUCAAAUGGAAUGAUGUUCCCGACAUUCAGCGACAUCCACUUGGCCCCCUUUUCUGAUGAACAGCUCUACGUGGAACACUUCUCCAGAGCCAACUUUUGGUACCAGCAGUGCUUCUAUGGGGUCAACCUGUCCAGUCUCCAGGCUGCAGCAGUGGACGAAUACUUCAGACAGCCGAUAGUAGACACAUUUGACGUUAGGAUUUUGAUGGCUCAGACUGUCAAAUACACAGUAAACUUCAUGGAUGCAGAAGAGGAAGAUCUACAAAGAGUAGAAAUCCCCUUUGUGUUUCAGAUGGCGCAGUCAGGCCUCAUCCACGGCCUGGCGUUCUGGUUUGACGUGGCCUUUGUUGGAUCUCGGGUAACAGUUUGGCUGUCAACAGCCCCGACCGAGCCUCUGACUCAUUGGUAUCAGGUGCGGUGCCUCCUGCAGACUCCUCUUUUUGCCAAGGAAGGGGAGACGCUCUCGGGGAAAGUCCUGUUUGUAGCCAAUAAGCGACAGAGCUAUGACAUUCAGAUCGUGGCACUGGUGAACCAAACAGGCUUCAGAUCUGAGAGCAUCCUCGACUUAAAGAAUCCAUUCUUUCGGUUUUCUUAGAAGACAGUGACGAGCCAAGCAAUAAGAAAAAUGAAGGCCUGGGAAGUUCAUCGCCAUCCAAGGUCAUAUAUACUUCAUGAUCUAUGCAUUCUAAACUUCACAAGGAUAUUUAGGUUCAUUUCCUUUUUCUUUCCUAACUCUAAAAUUUGUGUCCUAAUGUUAUUGACAAGUCUAUUUCUUGUCGCUUGUUGCAUUGGCUCUUUAUAGCUUUUUGCAUGUGCCUGGAGAACAAAUGUCUUUUCAUCUUUGGUUUCUCUUUAUUAUUCUAGCAAUGCAAACAGCAUUGCUUUCAUUUUUGAAGUGUUUUAAAAGAAAUUUCACAAAACCCUACCUCAUAUUUCUACAUAUGUAAUAUGUAUGGCUGAUAUAAGAGCAUGUUAGCAAUCAUCCUCUAUUUGCAAUUUUAAUCUGACUAUUUCUGCAAAUAUUUUCAACAAAUCAACAGCUAAGUUCCUAGCUCAGCAAUGUGUUCAGAAUUUUUGCCUUAUUCAUGUCAUGGAAUAAUAUGAUGUCACGAAUGCUCUUCAUUGUCAAGAGUCGAUGAGUCUGUGUGUAAUUAAGGAAAUAAAGAUGGAGCCUUUGUCAGUUCUCUUAGGUUUACAAUAAAAAACAUGCAGCGUGAGAUAGCAGUGAGGCCCCUCCUUUGCUUUGAGACAUUUGUUAUAUGUCACACGUCAAAUGGUGAUGAAAGAUGAUCUCUCAAAAGAGCAGGUUUUCCCCUGGCCCAAACAACUCUUAUAAAAAUGGAUGUCACAUCAGCACAACAAUCUAAUGAAGCCCACCAGGCAACCUGCUCACUCUGUAGGGAGAAGUGGAAUAAACAGCAGCUACAUAUUCUCAUCCGUCAGGCAGUCACCCAGAGCUUUCAGCUUUCCACUCUGGUGCUUCUGCUCUUUCUGGCCACUCAGUCUGAAAUAGUCUUCCCCUUCUGUCCACAUGAGCAGUCUCACUCACAUCACCGCAACGCUCAGCUCCAGUACCUCCUCACCAGCAUGCCUUGACCACCUUCUACACUUGCUGAAAGUACCCCUUCCCACCUUUGACAUGUCCUCUGCUUUCUCCUCUUAUCCAGUCCUUUCUUGCAGCAUUUUAUCACUUCCUGCCCCAAACACGCACGCAUCUUUCUAUUCUAUUAGACUCAAGUUCUUUCCGGGCUGGAUGUGUGUUCAAUUCUUUUUUUAGUUUCCCAUAUUGCCUAGCAGUAUGCCCAGUGCAUCAAAGGUCCUCAAUCAAUAUACAUUGAUUACACAGAUUGAUCCUAAGUUCAGAGCAACUAGAAUUGUUGUUCAAACUGCCUUUCAAGAAUGGUAGGCAGAAACCCUGGAUGGCAGAAAUAUGGCUGCUGCCGCUGUCUCCACCCACAUGCAGGGCAGACAUUAAUAAUGGAUCCCUGCACUCCUUCCUGCUGCACCUGGAUGUGACCUCACUGUCCUUCUCAGCUGGACACUCUAGGAACCCAUUGUCAGUCUAUAGAUGUGGGCACAAGAGAUGAAACUCAUGACUUUUAAGGAUCUAAAAUUAAUAUUAUUUCUCUGAGCAACCCUGAAGACCUAUAAUACUUAUGAAUUUGUAAUUUUCCUAAAGCACAAACUUGGUAUAGAUAUAUGCUACAAGAUGAGUGUGAGGAAACAACUGUCUUUUUGUUAGCCACUCAGAGGAUGCAUCUCUCAGUGCAUGAAUGCAAUAACUUCCCUGUUGCAUUCUUUAAAAUUGCUAUUCAUCACCUUCAUCUUAGUCUUGAAAAUUUAAAUAAGUUCUUAGUAAACGUUACCAUAAAAAUGAUAUGAUGUAGGGUGGAGCUUAUUUCAGUGGGAGAAUGUAGUAACUUUACUAAUUAUUCCAACCCUGUAUCUACAGAAUUAUUAAGAAUCAAGGUGGAUUAUCAAAAUGUCAAUUUAUUAUAUUUUAUGGUAGAAAUUUAUGCUACUGUAUUAGAAAAUGACCUCAAAGCAUGUGUUUCAUUGAGGUAGUUAAUUUUAUGAGUCAAUGUGACUGCACCAGGGGUGUCUAUCAUAAAUAUUAUUUCCUGGUAUGUCUUUGAGAGUAUCUCUGGAUGAGAUUAGCAUUUGAAUAGGUGAAUUUAGUAAAGUAAACUGCCGUCCCCAAUGUGGUUGGGUAUCGUUCAAUCUGCUGAGGGCCAGAAUAGAACAAAAAGGUGGAGGAAGGAGGAAUUCACCUCUUUUGCUUCCUGACUGCCUGCUAGAGCCCCAGCUCAUGCGUCUUCUCCUGCUGUCGGACUGGGAUUUACACCCUUGGCUCCCCUGGUUCUCAAACCUUAGAAGUAGAACUAGAAUUUCACCACUGGCCAUUCUGGGUCUCAGCAUGCAAACAGCAGACUGAGAGACUUUUCAGCUUCCGUAAUUGUGUAAGCCUAUUCCUCACAAUAAAUGUCUUUCUGUAUGUAUAA